Messenger RNA from Neomonachus schauinslandi (Hawaiian monk seal), 6050 nucleotides. RefSeq names its product YEATS domain containing 2 (gene YEATS2). The coding region runs from base 187 to 4398 and encodes 1403 amino acids. Lineage: Eukaryota; Metazoa; Chordata; Mammalia; Carnivora; Phocidae. Gene Ontology annotation, cellular component: NuA4 histone acetyltransferase complex. The record is from RefSeq and is a predicted model, not a curated record. Gene Ontology annotation, molecular function: histone binding. The transcript is spliced from 31 exons. Gene Ontology annotation, biological process: regulation of transcription by RNA polymerase II; chromatin remodeling.
CGAAAGGGACGGGCGGGCUCCGCCGAGCCGUGUGCUUCCGCGGGCUCCGGGGUCGCUGGGGCCUCGUGGCGGGGCGGCUCCGCGGGGCUUCGCCCGCUCCCUCACCUCCCUCGUGCCCUCUCGCGGCGCCCGGCGGGCCCUGCGCUUCGGCUGGAGAUCGAGGAAAGGUGAAAAACAAAUGUCAUCAUGUCUGGAAUCAAGCGAACAAUCAAAGAAACCGACCCUGAUUAUGAGGAUGUAUCUGUGGCCCUUCCAAAUAAGCGUCAUAAAGCAAUUGAGAAUUCAGCUCGAGAUGCUGCUGUGCAGAAGAUUGAGACUAUUAUCAAGGAACAAUUUGCACUUGAAAUGAAGAAUAAGGAACAUGAAAUUGAAGUCAUUGACCAGCGACUGAUUGAGGCAAGAAGGAUGAUGGAUAAACUUCGUGCCUGCAUUGUUGCAAACUACUAUGCUUCUGCAGGACUUCUGAAAGUUUCUGAGGGAUCAAAGACAUGUGAUACAAUGGUUUUUAAUCAUCCUGCUAUCAAGAAAUUUUUGGAGUCACCAUCUAGGUCAUCCUCUCCUGCCAAUCAGAGAUCAGAGACACCAUCAGCCAAUCAUUCAGAAAGUGAUUCUUUAUCUCAACAUAAUGAUUUCUUAUCUGACAAAGACAAUAACAGCAAUAUGGAUAUAGAAGAAAGACUCUCAAACAACAUGGAACAGAGACCAAGCCGAAAUACUGGAAGGGACACUGCUAGUAUUACUGGCUCUCAUAAAACAGAGCAGCGGAAUGCUGAUCUCACAGGAGAUGAGACUUCACGACUUUUUGUAAAGAAAACUAUAGUAGUGGGCAAUGUGUCCAAGUACAUACCUCCUGAUAAGAGAGAAGAAAAUGACCAAUCAACCCACAAGUGGAUGGUAUAUGUCCGAGGGUCUCGUAGAGAACCCAGCAUUAAUCAUUUUGUCAAGAAAGUUUGGUUCUUUCUUCAUCCCAGCUAUAAACCAAAUGACCUUGUGGAAGUUAGAGAGCCUCCUUUUCAUCUAACCAGAAGAGGCUGGGGUGAGUUUCCUGUCAGAGUUCAAGUUCAUUUUAAGGACAGCCAGAACAAGCGGAUAGAUAUCAUACAUAAUCUGAAGCUGGAUAGAACUUACACUGGCUUGCAGACUCUUGGAGCAGAGACGGUAGUGGAUGUUGAGCUUCACCGACAUUCUCUUGGAGAAGACUCCAUUUAUCCUCAGUCCUCCGAGUCAGACAUCUCUGAUGCCCCACCAUCAUUGCCUUUGACCAUUCCAGCCCCAGUGAAAGCUUCCUCACCGAUAAAGCAGUCACAUGAGCCAGUACCUGAUAUAUGUGUGGAGAAAGGCUUCCCAGCCAACACUGAAGCUGAGAGACACACUACAUUUUAUUCUUUGCCGUCUUCAUUGGAACGAACACCCACCAAAAUGACAACAUCCCAGAAAGUUACCUUUUGUUCUCAUGGCAAUUCAGCUUUUCAGCCAAUAGCAUCAAGCUGCAAAAUCGUGCCACAAAGUCAGGUUCCUAAUCCUGAGUCACCCGGAAAAUCCUUCCAACCCAUCACCAUGAGCUGCAAGAUUGUUUCAGGUUCCCCCAUAUCAACUCCAAGUCCAUCACCGCUGCCUCGAACCCCAACUUCCACUCCAGUCCAUGUGAAGCAAGGCACUGCCAGCUCUGUCAUUAAUAACCCUUAUGUUAUCCUGGAUAAGCCAGGGCAGGUUAUUGGAGCCACCACUCCCACUACAGGAAGUCCUACAAACAAGCUCUCUACUGCCUCCCAGGCCUCCCAAGGAACAGGUUCCCCUAUUCCUAAAAUUCAUGGAAGUAGUUUUGUAACAUCUGCUGUCAAGCAAGAGGAUUCUUUGUUUGCAUCUAUGCCACCUCUUUGUCCUAUUGGGAGUCACCCUAAGGUUCAAAGUCCCAAACCUAUAACUGGAGGACUUGGAGCUUUCACAAAAGUAAUCAUCAAACAGGAACCUGGUGAAGCCUCUCACGUGCCAACAACAGGAGCUGCCAGCCAGUCACCACUCCCUCAGUAUGUGACAGUGAAAGGGGGUCACAUGAUAGCUGUGUCCCCUCAAAAACAGGUCCUAACUGCUGGAGAAGGGACUUCCCAGUCACCAAAGAUUCAGCCCUCCAAGGUUGUUGGGGUGCCAGUUGGGUCUACUCUACCUUCAACAGUGAAACAGGCUGUGGCAAUCAGUGGUGGCCAAAUCCUUGUAGCCAAGGCCAGCUCUUCUGUUGCCAAAGCAGUUGGUCCAAAGCAAGUUGUGACCCAAGGAGUUGCCAAAGCCAUUGUGAGCGGAGGUGGAGGAACCAUUGUUGCUCAGCCGGUGCAAGCCUUAACCAAGGCGCAGGUCACUGCUGCCGGCCCGCAGAAGACUGGAUCGCAGGGUUCAGUAAUGGCAACAUUGCAGCUACCAGCCACUAAUUUGGCCAACUUGGCAAAUUUGCCUCCUGGCACUAAACUCUACCUUACGACGAACAGCAAGAACCCUUCAGGAAAAGGGAAACUGCUGCUGAUCCCUCAGGGAGCCAUCCUGCGAGCUACCAACAAUGCUAACCUCCAGUCUGGCUCAGCUGCGGGAGGCGGAGGCGGAGGAGGAGGCGGAGGCGGAGGAGGAGGAACAGGAGGGACCCAGAGCCCCGCCGGCCCUGGAGGGAUUUCUCAGCACCUGACUUACACAUCUUACAUCCUGAAGCAGACUCCUCAGGGUACAUUUUUAGUUGGUCAGCCAUCACCCCAGACAUCUGGAAAGCAGCUGACUACUGGGUCAGUGGUCCAAGGAACACUGGGAGUCAGCACAUCUUCUGCACAAGGGCAACAAACAUUAAAAGUCAUCUCUGGACAGAAAACCACUUUGUUUACCCAGGCAGCCCCUGGGGGACAAGCAUCGCUAAUGAAAAUAUCUGAUAGCACACUGAAGUCUGUGCCAGCCACCUCACAACUCUCAAAGCCUGGAACCACAAUGCUGAGAGUGGCAGGAGGGGUUAUCACAACUGCCACUUCCCCAGCUGUGGCGCUCUCAGCAAACGGUCCUGCCCAGCCGUCGGAAGGAACAACUCCCAGUUCAUCAUCUACUAUCGGUUCUGUUGUGAAAACUUCUGGGCAGCAAGCAGUGUGUGUGAGCCAGGCCCCCGUGGCAGCCUGCAAGGCCGCUGCUCCCUCCGUCAUCAGCGCCACGUCCCUGGUGCCCACGCCAAACCCCAUCUCUGGGAAAGCCACCGUGUCAGGAUUGCUAAAGAUUCACUCCAAUCAAUCCACUCCCCAGCAGGCUGUCCUGACGAUCCCCAGCCAGCUCAAGCCACUCGGUGUAAAUACAUCCGGAGGUGUACAGACUAUCCUGAUGCCUGUGAAUAAAGUGGUUCAGUCAUUUUCUGCCAACAAAUCACCUGCCAUUCUGCCUGUAGCUGCCCCAACUCCGAUUAUCCCCAGCUCUGCUCCAGCGGCUGUUACAAAAGUAAAGACUGAACCGGAAGCGCCUGGGCCAGGCUGCCUCUCUCAGGAGGGCCAGACAGCAGUGAAAACAGAAGAAAGUUCUGAGCUGGGAAACUAUGUCAUUAAGAUAGACCACUUGGAGACUAUCCAGCAACUCUUAACAGCAGUAGUAAAGAAGAUCCCUUUAAUCACUGCAAAAAGUGAGGACGCCAGCUGCUUUUCUGCGAAGUCCGUGGAGCAGUAUUACGGCUGGAACAUUGGGAAAAGGAGAGCUGCCGAGUGGCAAAGAGCAAUGACAAUGAGAAAAGUCUUACAAGAAAUCCUGGAGAAGAAUCCCAGAUUUCACCACCUGACUCCUCUUAAAACCAAGCACAUCGCUCACUGGUGUCGCUGCCAUGGCUACACCCCCCCCGAUCCCGAGACCUUGAGGAGUGACGGUGACUCUAUUGAGGACGUGCUGACCCAGAUCGACAGCGAGCCAGAGUGCCCGUCAUCGUUCUCCUCUGCCGACAACCUCUGCCGGAAACUGGAGGACCUGCAGCAGUUUCAGAAAAGAGAGCCAGAGAAUGAAGAGGAGGUGGACAUCCUCAGCCUCCCGGAGCCAUUAAAGAUCAACAUCAAAAAAGAACAGGAAGAGAAACAGGAAGAAAUGAAGUUCUACCUGCCACCAACACUGGGGUCGGAAUUUAUUGGUGACAUCACCCAGAAGAUUGGGAUCACUCUGCAGCCCGUGGCACUUCACAGGAACGUGUACGCCUCGGUGGUGGAGGACAUGAUUUUAAAGGCCACGGAGCAGCUGGUGAACGACAUCCUGAGACAGGCUUUGGCAGUUGGAUACCAGACAGCAUCUCACAACAGGAUUCCCAAAGAAAUUACAGUGAGUAACAUUCACCAGGCCAUUUGCAACAUUCCUUUUCUGGACUUUCUCACAAAUAAACACAUGGGAAUAUUGAAUGAAGAUCAGUGAAUGGAAUGAAGAUGCCCCUAGAAAAGCAGGAUUUGCAGAUGAGGCCGAAGCUUCGAACUGUGACGACUCUUCUCUUUGGGGAAGGAGGUUAUUUUCUGUGUGCCUCGGAAUAUUAUGGCUCCCAAACCAUUGCCUCCACCUAAUUCACUGUAACACCAGAGUGUUCGGUCCCAAAUCAGAUCCCUUUAGGACAGAAGUUUCUGAGUUUAGAAUGAAGUUGUGAGUGGGUAUGUGCUCUGUCAGCUUGCAUUUGCUCUCUCUGGAAAGGCUCCAGGAGAGAGUUUCCGAGCUGGGCCAGGCCACACGUAGCAGGUCCUUCUCUGGGUGUCAUGGGGCACCUUGGGCUUGAGUCUCCCUCCACAAGGCAGAAAAUAAGUCUGGCACGCUGGUGGUUCACCCAUUCUGGGGUUACAGGAAGCUCCAGCAGUUACCCUGGUAAUCUCUGGAGCGGGGCUGGGCUUCCGCACUCAGCAGGUGGCCGUGGCGUCGGGGACGCAGUCAGCUGUAGGAAGCAGUAAAGCCUUGCAGAAGUCAGAAGAGCCUGGGAGCCCGCAUGCUGCGCACUGGUGUUUUUUCAUGGAGCACGGGAACGUGACUACAGCCGAGGUCAGAGUGUAGUCAAGGGAUAGGCAGGUCCCAGCAUGGGUCCGGGAAAGGUGUGACUAACCAAGCAGCUCUUUAUAGGUCAGUAAUCCCAGGCACCUGGCCAACUCAGACCAGCUUUGCGUGUGUGCCGGGCAGAACGCUGUUCCACAGCGUUCGCGGGGUAUGCGGGUUACCCCGUGUUGAGUGACCAAUGGGGAGCAGCCCCUGGGCCAGGCCUGCUGGGAUGGUAAGUCCUGUCAGGGGACUUAGUGUCCUGUUCUUUGCCACUCGGCUUUUCUAAAGAAAAGCGUUUCAAGGAAAUACUGUGAGUGCCUUAAAGAUAGAGAAAUGACUGCUGAAGCCACAAGACAGGAAUGUCCGUGCUCAGAAGCAGUGAGAAUAGAUUGUGCCCAGAUGCGGAGCCCUCUUGGUGGGAGAAGUGAACAGAAGGAGGAAGGCCUGCAGGGCCCUGCAUGAUGCCCAGUUCCAUUAUAGAUACUCUGUCCUAAUCUUCCUAACAUAGUCUGUGUCGAAGGAAAGGAGAGAAAUUUGUCAGGAAUCUGCAAUUUGAAGGCAAUUUGAAGCCUGUGAAUCAAACUUACCAAUCAACAUAAUUGGAAGUUUUCGUGAGUUCUGUAGACGUUUGGGUCAGGAGCAGAAGGCAGGGAGGUGACUAAGAGAUCUGCCCUUUAUUCAGCAUCUGAGGAUUGCAGAUGCACAAGGAAAUCUGUUUAGUAAGGCAUCGGGCAUGCCUGGGCUUAGUAAAAAAAAUAGUUUAGUACAUAAAGGCUCAGAUACUCUAUACAUUAACUACUGCAAGCGAGGUUAGUGGGCAAGUGCAUAGAUUUAUUCAGCAGUGGACUGUGACAGAUCUACAGGAUGGAGGAUUUGAUCCAAAUGAGAACAGAUUGAUUUAUUACAGGUAUGAAAGCCUAAAUUAUCUUUUUGCAAAAGAAAUAUUAAAUCAUUUAACAGUUCCCAUAUGUGUUAAUGUUUCAAAUGUAUUUGUAUAACGUGUAACAUAAUUGUGUAACAGAAAUCUACAAUAAAUCUUUUAGUAUUUGUGA